Molecule: messenger RNA, 1146 nt
Organism: Sceloporus undulatus (fence lizard)
Lineage: Eukaryota; Metazoa; Chordata; Lepidosauria; Squamata; Phrynosomatidae
Product: ras-related protein Rab-7a-like
Exons: 6
Coding region: 274-882 (202 amino acids)
Biological process (GO): phagosome-lysosome fusion; endosome to lysosome transport
Cellular component (GO): late endosome; phagocytic vesicle; lysosome
Molecular function (GO): GTPase activity; GTP binding
Source: RefSeq, a predicted model, not a curated record
CCUGGCAGGAAUUAGCUAGUGCCACCCACUCCACUCCACUCCACUCCUCCAAAGGGGAAGGAAGGAAGGAAGGGCCAGAGAACCAGGGCAACGUGGCUCCUGCGACACCUGCUUCUGCACUCCCUUCAGACAUCCCCAUAACACACUGUUAUGUGAGCCACUCUCUCCAGACGGGGAUCCCUUCCUCCUCCUCCUCCUCCUCUUCCUCCUGAAUCCCUCUGAGGAGAGUUUCCAGCAGGAAGAGGGUGAGCCAGGUUCUGGCGGAGGCGCCCCAUGUUCAGACGCUCACACCUCAAAAUCCUACUUACUGGGAAUUCAGGGGUUGGCAAAUCUGCCCUGAUGAACCAGUAUGUGAACAACCGCUUCAGCAGCCGCUACCGAGCCACCAUUGGGGCCGACUUCCUUAGCAAGCAAGUACACAUAGAGGGGCGUACGCUGACAGUACAGAUUUGGGACACAGCCGGCACAGAAAGGUUCCAAGCCCUGGGGACUGCCCUAUACCGGGGGUCAGACUGUUGCCUCCUCGUCUUUGAUGUCACAUCUGCCAGCUCUUUCCAAGCCCUGGAUAAGUGGCAUAAGCAGCUUCUGUUGCAGAUUGAGCCAGGGGAAGAGCCCACUUUCCCCAUCGCUGUCAUCGGGAACAAGACUGACCUGGAGAACCGAGAGGUCUCUUCAGAGGAGGCAGAGUUGUGGAGCAGGCUUCAUGAUGCCACAUAUUUUGAAACCAGUGCCAAGGCAGCCACCAACGUACAGCAAGUGUUUGAAUGGGCCAUACGGGCUGUACUAAAGAAUCGCAGGGGAUCUGAACCACCAGAACCUGACUCAGUUCAUCUGGAGACCAGGCCGCCAGAAGGGGCACACCGAGAGAAGUGUAGCUGCUGACAAGUUCUGGUGCAGUUGGGAAGAUCCCCCCUCCGUCCUGCUCAUGAAAAGGGGACUCUUUUGUGCAUUGCAGUGAUCAAGGAGUAGGGGGACACCACACACAAGAGUCCCAAGGACAUUUGCCUGGUUGUAGCCUAUAACUGGACUGCAGUACAGAUUUCUGCCCCUCUGGAGGAGGCAGCUUUCUAAUUUAGGAGGGAGCUGUCCAUAUUCUAGUGGCUCUUCCCAAAGUAUGUGGAAAUAAAUCUGUUUCAUUCCUGGGCA